Molecule: messenger RNA, 1642 nt
Organism: Medicago truncatula (barrel medic)
Lineage: Eukaryota; Viridiplantae; Streptophyta; Magnoliopsida; Fabales; Fabaceae
Product: ammonium transporter 1 member 4
Exons: 1
Coding region: 24-1496 (490 amino acids)
Biological process (GO): ammonium transmembrane transport; ammonium homeostasis
Cellular component (GO): plasma membrane
Molecular function (GO): ammonium channel activity
Source: RefSeq, a predicted model, not a curated record
CCUAUAUUCUAGUUCAGUUCACGAUGGCUUCUUUCACCUGCUCCGCCUCCGACCUCAACACUCUCCUCGGCAGUGGUGCAAAUUCCACAGCCGCUGCCGAAUACAUCUGCAACGGCUUUAAUGCCGUUGCAAACAAAUUCAUUGACACAACCUAUGCCGUUGACAACACCUACCUUCUCUUCUCUUCUUACCUUGUUUUUGCCAUGCAACUCGGUUUUGCCAUGCUUUGUGCAGGUUCCGUUCGUGCCAAAAACACCAUGAAUAUUAUGUUAACCAAUGUUCUUGAUGCAGCCACAGGCGGCAUCUUUUUCUAUAUUUUCGGGUUUGCCUUUGCUUUCGGCACACCUUCUAAUGGUUUCAUUGGAAAACAUUUUUUCGGUCUUAGUGAUUUUCCUUCUCAGUCUUUUGAUUAUGGAUAUUUUCUAUAUCAAUGGGCUUUUGCAAUUGCUUCAGCAGGAAUCACUAGUGGUUCAAUUGCUGAGAGAACACAAUUUGUUUCUUAUUUGAUUUAUUCGUCUUUUCUAACAGGUUUAGUUUAUCCGAUUGUUGCUCAUUGGUUUUGGUCUGCUGAUGGUUGGGGUAGUCCGGUUCGGUCUGAAAAUCUUUUGUUUGGUUCCGGUGUUAUUGAUUUUGCUGGUUGUGGUGUCGUUCAUUUAGUUGGUGCAGUUGCUGGUUUUUGGGGUGCUUUGAUUGAAGGACCAAGAAUUGGUAGAUUUGAUCAUGAAGGUAAGGGUGUUUCAAUGAGAGGACAUAGUGGUACUUUAGUUGUUAUGGGAACAUUUUUACUUUGGUUUGGUUGGUAUGGUUUUAACCCUGGUUCUUUUCUCAACAUCUUGAAAAUUUAUGGUGAAAGUGGUAAUUACUAUGGUCAAUGGAGUGCUAUUGGGAGAACAGCUGUGACAACUACAUUGGCUGGAUGCACAGCAGCACUCACUACUUUGUUUGGGAAACGUUUGCAAACAGGUCAUUGGAAUGUUACUGAUGUUUGUAAUGGUUUGUUAGGUGGUUUUGCUGCUAUAACUGCAGGUUGUUCUGUUGUUGAUCCUUGGGCUGCAAUUAUUUGUGGAUUCAUUGCCGCUUGGGUUUUGAUUGGAUGCAAUAUGUUAGCUGAGAAGUUUCAAUAUGAUGAUCCUCUUGAAGCUGCACAACUUCAUGGUGGGUGUGGUACUUGGGGGAUUAUUUUCACUGCUUUGUUUGCUAAGAAACAAUAUGUUAAGGAAGUUUAUGGCGGUUCUCCUGAUAGGCCUUAUGGUUUGUUGUUGGGAGGUGGUGGAAGAUUAUUGGCUGCACAUUUGGUUCAAAUUUUGGCCAUUGUUGUUUGGGUGAGUGUUACUAUGGGAACCUUGUUUUUUAUUCUUCAUAAAUUGAAUUUGCUUAGGAGUUCACAUGAGGAAGAGAUGUCUGGAUUGGAUUUAACUAGCCAUGGUGGAUUGGCUUAUGAGUAUCAUGAGGAGCUUGAAGAACGGCGUCCCAAGAAACGUGGAAUUGAAAUAUGAAGGAAACUAUAGAAGACUCUUUCUUCAUUGUGUUUGUGUUUGUGUUUAAAGUGAGCAAGUAAAAGGGUGGGUAAAUAUAUCCCUUAUUUCUCACUUUAUAGACAAAUUCAGUUUAGAAAAAGUUCCAUUAGUGAAAUACUAGUGUU